CAGGUGCGAACCCUAUUUGUUAGCGGCCUACCUAUGGAUGCCAAGCCUAGGGAACUCUACCUCUUGUUUAGAGCCUAUCAGGGUUAUGAAGGUUCAUUAUUGAAAGUAACCAGUAAACCUGGAAAGAAUCAAUCGCCUGUGGGCUUCGUCACAUUUGAAUCGCGUGCAGGUGCAGAAGCGGCGAAACAGGCACUCCAGGGAGUGCGGUUUGAUCCAGAGUUGCCACAGACGAUACGGCUGGAAUUUGCCAAAUCUAACACCAAAGUGACCAAACCUAAACAGACAUCGCCUUUACCUGCCAUAAACCCAGUGGUAGGACCACCUAUUACCCCUAGGGAUCCUUAUGAUCUGGGAACAGUUUUUCUACCUGGUGCACCUGAAACAUGGGCACAUCAUCCGUUAUCAUACACAGAUUUAACGCCUUCAACUGGAGGUGUACACCAUCCAGUGUUAGGUCAACCAGCCAUCCAUGCACAGCUACCGGUUACAGAUGGAGCAAGACUUGCUUAUGUCUUGCCUCACCACACCCCCCAGGCUGUCGCACAUACCCCCACGCCACACACCCCCCUCCCCCACCAACAAACCAUCCCUAUCAGUAUGGCCAAUGCAGCCACUAUGGUAGCCAUGGCCAACUCAGGGGCUGCCUGCUCAACGCUUUUUUUGGCCAACCUGGGGACUAAUACAUCCGAGCAGGAAUUACGCGACACACUCAGGUGCCUCCCAGGUUUUAACCGACUACGCAUGCAUAACAAAGGAGGCGCCCCAUGCUGUUUUGUGGAAUUCCAGAAUGUAGGGUUUGCUAUGCAAGCCCUGGCCCACCUUCAGGGGCUGAUGCUGAAGUCAAGUGACCGUGGUGGCCUUCGAGUGGAGUUUGCAAAGGCAAAUAUGGGUGAGCCCAAGAGAAUAGAAAUGACUACCCAUCAGCUGUCUCCAUCAAUGCAACCCCAAUUGGUAUUCCAGUGAUGCAGUUGCCAUGGUAACCAUAAUCCCUCUAAAUCAAACGGUGCAUGCAAGAGAGUGAGCGAGAGAGAUGAAGUCAUUCUAGCCUAGCAAUUCUAUCAUUAUGUGUAUAUUAUGUUUAUUCAAGGAAGAGAAAGAAGACCAAUCUAAUUAUUGUUUAUAAAAUAUCUUGUUUCCUUCAGAUGUUUAUAUUUUGAAGAAAAAAUGGAUUGUAAUCAUGAGUAUAUAAUUGGUGAAAAAGCAAAUUUCCAGUGUUUGUGUAUAUCGUACUGUUAUGUGAUUGUAGAUUUUGGAUGAUUAUUAGAGAAUUUUAGAAAUUCUAUUGAGUGCAGUUAUUAAUUUCUUUGUAGUAUAUAUAUAUAUAUAUUGAGUAGUUAAAUUACGUUUCAAUGAAAUAUGUUGUUUGAAUUGUGUCAUAAACUUGUAGUGAUUUUUCUUUAUUUUCAUUAUUCAAACACAAAAUCAUGAAAUCUAAAAUUAUGAAAUUUGAAAUCUUGAUGAAAAAUUACUUUCAUAUUAAUUGAAUAUUUCUUUAUUUAUCCUUUUCGGUGUAAUAUUAGAUUUUUAAUGCUCCUGGAUAUGUUGUUUAUUUUCAUAUAUUGACCAGUACUUGCAAAUCACAGAUACAUUUUGAAAACUUAAGUGUGUGCUUGGGUGUAAUAUUUUAUUAAAUCUUUUAAAAGCACACAGAGACACCAAUUUAGUUCUAAAUUUCUCACUAAUCACUUGUUUGUCAAUCACUUACAAUUAUCAACCUUUACCUGCACUAUUGAAAUGCAUUGUCCCAUUCCAGUUUUCUCAAUAUUUUGAACAUUAUAUUCUGUACUGCUUGUACUUCAGUCACCAAGAGCACAAUGGUAGUAUAUAUUUGAUCCUUUAUUUGCACAAGGUAUUUGGCACUUAAUUGACAAGGACUGAAAAGGCCAGUCAAUGACACUGAUGAAUGUUUCAGAGAGGGUUUCUUCUGUUGAAACAAUGCAAUUUCUUUCUCUAUCAUUGCUGCCAUCUGUUGGAAAUCAAUGUGAAAAGUUGAGAUAUGGCACCAAAUGCAUUUAAUCACUUUACUACCUUUUUGAAGUGGGUUUUACACAUUUUAUUUUAUUUAUUUGAUUUCAUUUUCAGGUACACACUAUACUCAUAACAAUAGUCAAUUCAUUACAUUGAAAAUAAUCAUCAUACAAUAUCCAAUAUACAAUAUCAAAUUAAAAAACACUCAAAAAAGGGAAAGAACACCAGCUAAUGCCUGGGGAUUAUCAAAAGAAAUCAAGUUUCUGUUUUGAUGACAACAAUUCUCCAUUAUCACAACAAUGAAAAGAUAUGUGGAGAACUAGAAUAAUUUGUGAAGAUUUCCUUUUACUGCAAUGUUUAAAUUACACUUAAAGCAUUUUCAUUAAAGCAGAGUUGAUUGAUACUGUGUUUUUGUUCUAAAUCAAAAUGUGAACAUCUAUUCCAAAAUACAUUUUUAGGCAUACUUGCACAUAUUCACAAUAGUCAUUUAAUUAAUGCACAGGUCUUGUCAAGAGCUACACAUACACACCAUUUAUUAUGAUUAUUAACACCAAAACACUUGGGCACAUUGAGUGGUCACGCAGAUGUCUUUGUGGAUGUUAUGCACCAAAUUGUCCUUUUUUUCACAGCCAGAUUAGUGUAGCCGCCAACAGACUUGCCUAGAAAAAAGAAAAUCUGGCUAAGUUAUUAUAUGUAGAGAUACUUUAUCAUUAUGAAACAUGGUGCAGUUUUUUGCUACGAAUUGUAAAAAAAAUAUUUAAUUUUUUUUAUGUGAGCAGAGGAAAAGUCAAGUGACCUAUAUACUUUUUAUUGGAAAGAAAAAAGUUUUACCAUCCAUACUUGUAAAACCAGAAAGUGCUAGAUUGUAAAGUUUUUUUUUGAUGACAUGAGCUGAUGUAAUGUUUUUGUUACAUAACAUAAACUGGUCUUGUUCUGUAAAUAUUGAUCUAUGAAUCUUGUGUUGAUAUCUGAAACAGCAGGGUAAGUUUACUGAGACAAAAGUCUUAGAUUUAUCAUUAUUUCUAGUAAAUCCUUUUUUAUUCUUUGCUGAUAAUAGCUUAGUUUCCUUUCUCAACAAACCAACCAAAGAGAGUUUUGUUUAAGAGUGAUAGUGGCUGAUAUGCAUAUCUCUGAUUGUCCUUUUUUUUCCCAAGAAAGCCAUGUUGAUUAAGAUUCAAAUUUUAGUACAUCGUAAAGGAAUUGCUAAUGAAAGAAAAUUCUGUUUUGAACUUCUAGGUUUUACUUAACUGUACCAGAUAGGUAAAUUGUAUGAAAGUUCAUUUCAAUACUUUUUUAUAUAAGCCAUGAAAAUAUUGACAGUAGCUCUCCCUUCUAGGCUAAAAUUAUUCAUGAUUUUUUAACAGAUUUUUGUUGAAAUGGUAGAAGAAUGAUGAUGAUGUGAUGUUAUUUUCUCUGUUUUUGUAUGCUUUUUAAGUCCAUUGUAACCUAGUAUCUCACAACCAUUCCUUACACAUCAGACUAGAUGAUGUACAUUUGAUGGGCACGAUAUCUCAAAAUAAUGCAAACAUGCACCUUUAUCCUUGAUCUUUUCAAAAUAGUAAAUAAGAGGAGUACCCCCCCAAAAAAAUAGUAACUAUGGGUUUAGAAGAGGGAAAAUGGAUUUACUGAUAAUUUCCUUCCAAUUGACCUAGAAAUGGGGUGAUUUCCCCCCCCCCCACCACAUCAGGUGUCUUAGUCUAGUUUGAAAGGGUUUGAAAGAAACAUACUGCAUAACUUGAAAUGUUAUGGAAUUGGGUACUCUCUUUUCAAAACUUUAUUAUCUCAGUUCAAAUGCUGCUGAGUCUUGCAAAUCAUUUUUUUUUUGUUGAGUAGAAAAAAAGAGUAAACAUUUUUACCUUGAGUAUCAAACCAAACUUGCUUUGUUUGGUUUAAGAAGUGCCUGUUUUGGAUAAAAUAUAGAUGACAAUGAUGAAUAUUGUUUGUACAUACGGUAUAUAUAAUUAUCAUGAUAAUCGUAAGUAUUUAGUAUAUAUUGUAAUUUUGGUCAUAAUUUAUACAUUUUAGUGAUUACCUUAAAGUGUUCAAUGUGUGAUAAUGCUUUUCAAUUCUUUAUUAAUUUGAUACAUUUUUUUCAUUAUCCCAUUAUUUGUCCACAUUUACCUUAUUUUGAAAGGCAAAGAUAACAAUCAGGUGGAUGUGAAUAAUUUGAAAUAUUUUUUGUUCAUAUAUUAAUACGUGCAGAUAGAUUGGAUGAUUACAAGAAGAUAGAAAGUCACAAUCGAGGGCUGUCAAAAUAUUGGACUAGUUUGAUCUUUUUUUUAGAAUAACAAAUUCAUUCUUUUUUAAAGGCUUCUCUCUUGGUCUUUUUUGUUUGAGAAGAAUGGAUUUGGUCCUCAAAGGUAAAGGGUAUGUUUUGGUUAAGUUAAAUCGUUUGGGAUUAUGUAAUUGAAAUAUGACUUUGAAUAUUUCAAUCUAUCAAUCGAUCAUUGCCCAUCUUUGUUGGAGAUAUGUAUUUCAAUUUUCUAAAGAAAACAUUUUCACAUUGAUAUGAAUGGAUGAAUAAAUUCAGAAAUGAAAUUAAAAAUAUAAGGAUGAGAAGUGGCAAUGUCCCUUGUUGACCAAACCAAAACAUUCAGUCAUGAUUUCAUGUAUCUUUUUUUUUUUUUGCUCUCAAACAGAAAGUAUCGUUUCCUUGAAGCCUUGGAUUAUCAUAGUGACUUCGAUGCAGAGCAGUACCACCUAUGUAUUAUUAAAGUGAACUAUUCUGUUGGUACUAGCAUUUUGAAUUUGAAAGUACUGUACUUUUGUUUUUCCUAAGUAUUUAUUGUUGGUUUAUACCAUGUCCUAAAUGAGAUUUUCCAUUGGAAUUUCAUUAAAUUUUGUGAAAAAUAUGAA
This is a messenger RNA of Lytechinus pictus (painted urchin), 4824 nucleotides long. Its product is annotated as U1 small nuclear ribonucleoprotein A-like. Gene Ontology annotation, molecular function: RNA binding. The transcript is spliced from 10 exons. The coding region runs from base 34 to 963 and encodes 309 amino acids. Lineage: Eukaryota; Metazoa; Echinodermata; Echinoidea; Temnopleuroida; Toxopneustidae. The record is from RefSeq and is a predicted model, not a curated record.